Musa acuminata AAA Group (dessert banana) is the source of this 1226-nucleotide messenger RNA. Its product is annotated as thylakoid lumenal 19 kDa protein, chloroplastic-like. The coding region runs from base 49 to 765 and encodes 238 amino acids. NCBI's taxonomy places the organism in Eukaryota, Viridiplantae, Streptophyta, Magnoliopsida, Zingiberales, Musaceae. The record is from RefSeq and is a predicted model, not a curated record. The transcript has 2 exons.
ACAUCAACUCAGACCCAUCUUCCACCACGAACAAGGCUCUGUCCGCAAAUGGCCUCGGCUCUCCCCUCCCCUUCCGCGCUCUCGUCCAUCGCCUCCUCCGCCGCCGUGGCAGUCGCCAAGCCGCCUCCGAAACCCUUCCUCAAGCCCCACCACAAGCCCCUCUCCACCACUCUUGCGGCCGCCGCCGCCGCCGCCGUCCUACUCUCCGCCGCCCCGGCCCCGUCCUUCGCUGACCCGAUGUUCAACCUUUACUACGGCACCGCCGCCAGCGCGGCCAACUACGGCGGAUACGGCGGGAACGCGGACAAGAAGGCCACCGCGGAGUACACGUACGAGGUCCCCGAGGGGUGGAAGGAGCGGCUGGUGUCCAAGGUCGAGAAGGGCACCAACGGCACCGACAGCGAGUUCUACAACCCCAAGAAGCGCUCCGAGCGCGAGUAUCUCACCUUCCUCUCCGGUUUCCGGGCGUUGGCUCCCGUCGACGCCGUCCUCUCCAACCUCGCCCUCUCCGACGUGGGCCUGCAGGACCAGAUCGCCACCGCCGACGAGGUACGCUCCCAGGAGCGCAAGGACGACGAUGGGCAGCUGUACUACGCCUACGAGAUCGAGGGGGCAGGCUCCCACAGCCUGAUAUCCGUCACUUGCGCCCGCAACAAGCUGUACGCCCACUUCGUCACCGCGCCCAAUCUCGACUGGAGCCGCGACCAGGACAUGCUCCGUCGCCUUCACGACUCCUUCAAGACUGUUGAUCCAUCUUCUUCGUAGCUUCUUUCCAUCCCCAAAUAUAUGACACUCCAAUGCUACUCCAGAGUGCGGAAGAACUAGUAGCAAAGGCGUCGAGUUUGCAGCAUGCUUUGUACUUAGAAGUCCAAGUAGAAGCAGCUGGGAAAUAAUCAGAGCAGUGAUGAUACGACCAUGGACGUCUGGCCAAAAUGCUGCUCCACUUUCGUAUUCUUGAUUGUAGACAUUAAUAAUCUGAAUCAUGAGAAAAACUGGAUCAGCAAAAAAUACUAGAUUUGUUAGAUGCAAGUUAUUUGAUGGUUAACAGAGAAGUGACAAGCAUGAAUCGAGUAUUCCAAGCAAAUUACUUGUUGGUGAAACACCGAAAUGAUCCACAAAUCUCCAUCUGGAUUCAAUCAGGCUCUCAUUUCCUAGUAAGAAAUUCUAUGUAAAAUGUAGUGAAGCGAAAAAAAAUGAGGUCUCAUGACCCUGCCAUGCUCUUGGAA